AUGGCUACUAUAAACAGAUAUAUUCCCAAUGCAAAAACCAGACACCAUAUUCUAUUAGACAAACAAAUUUUGAUACUGAUGAGUAAUAAAUUAGAAGAUAUAUACAAAGUAUACAACUCUUUGACUAGAGAGUACACCUGA
This is a messenger RNA of Acaulospora colombiana, 141 nucleotides long. Lineage: Eukaryota; Fungi; Glomeromycota; Glomeromycetes; Diversisporales; Acaulosporaceae. The record is from the annotation of a GenBank genome assembly.